Helianthus annuus (common sunflower) is the source of this 1293-nucleotide messenger RNA. Its product is annotated as disease resistance protein RGA2-like. The record is from RefSeq and is a predicted model, not a curated record. Lineage: Eukaryota; Viridiplantae; Streptophyta; Magnoliopsida; Asterales; Asteraceae. Bases 12 to 578 code for a protein of 188 amino acids. The transcript is spliced from 2 exons.
AAAACUUUUCUAUGAGAGAAGGUAAAGGGGAAACGUUUGCAAAUGAUGAAGAGGUUCUCGAGGGACUAGAACCAAAUCCGCGUCUCAAGGGACUGGAAAUAUAUAAUUACAUGGGAACGGUUAUUUCUCCAAGUUGGAUGGUCAAUUUAGAGAACCUUGUUGAAAUUAGAUUUUUUCGGUGUAAGAAGUGUGAGCAUAUUCCAACACUUGGGAGAUUGCCCAAUCUUAGGGUCAUUCACUUGUUGUUCAUGCUUUCUUUGAAGUACUUUUAUGAUGAUGACAAUAACAUGUCAGAAGACACCGCCAAUAUGUUUCUUUGUUUACAGGAAUUAAACAUCGUCACUUGUCCGAAUUUGGUUUCCUUGCCCGGUAAACUUCCAAAACUUAAGGUUUUGAGACUAAAUGAGUGCAAUGAAUUAGUUUCUUUACCGGAUGAGAUGCAAAGUUUUAAGGAUAUGAAUCAACUUGUGAUACUCGGAUGUCCAAAGUUAAGUGAAAGAUGUGAAAAAGAUAUGGGUAUAGAAUGGCCUAAAAUUUCUCACAUUCCUAAUAUCAGAACCGACCUCAUGGCCCUCUGAAGAUGAAGAUUAAGAUGAGGGUUGGUGACUUACUUUAGCAUGGUGUUUUAUCUCAUGGUUUCAGUACAGGGGCGGAUUCAGAGGUGCUUUGUAUGAUUUGAAGAAUUAGUGAAAAUCUAUUAAAAGAAACCCUGUGCAAAAAGUUUCGAAUCCGAGACUGAUUCAGUAUUUAGGUCUUACCUCAUGACAUGCACCAAAAUCUGGCACUCUAACGAACACAAGGUAACACUUGCUCAUGUGCAGAUUUUAUGUUUUGGUUUUUGUUUACUUUUGCAUUCGUGGAAUGAAUAUGUGGUGUCUUCUUGUUCAUGAGACAAAGCUUGUCGAUUAGGGAUCACUUAUGGGUUCAAAGUUACGUUGUAUAAGCUUUUUUUUUUUUUUGUAUAAACUUUUUUUUUUACAAAGCAAUGGCAGGUAGUCGGGCAACAAGUUGCGCCGCCACCCCCUUAAAAUGAGUUAAGAUCAUGUAUAUUUUGUUUUACGGUGUUUGUUCCAAUGAAAUUAUAUGUUGUUCAUAGUUGUCUUUAUCAAUGUUUUAAAAACCGGUUUAAACCGGCCUAUAGUACCGGUUGAACUGUCCGGUAAAACCGGUUAAACCAUCCGGUACGGUAUAAAAACUGGAUUUUGAAACAUUGGUCUUUAUAUAUAAUUACGUUUUGAAGCUUUCCAGUGAAUACAUAUGUAUUAUUUGAUGGAAAAAGACUCAAAUCCUGGA